Rhagoletis zephyria (snowberry fruit fly) is the source of this 5110-nucleotide messenger RNA. It is a transcript of the gene Sema1a, whose product is annotated as semaphorin 1a. Gene Ontology annotation, biological process: negative chemotaxis; positive regulation of cell migration; neural crest cell migration. Gene Ontology annotation, molecular function: semaphorin receptor binding; chemorepellent activity. Gene Ontology annotation, cellular component: plasma membrane. NCBI's taxonomy places the organism in Eukaryota, Metazoa, Arthropoda, Insecta, Diptera, Tephritidae. The record is from RefSeq and is a predicted model, not a curated record.
CUCCCAGUCUGAAGCAACUUCGAGCCUGCGUGAAAAGUUAAAGAUUUCACCCCACUAAGUUUUCCCAACUACUCAAGUCAACUAAAUUUUGUUUUAUACAAAUAACCAUAAUUUUCCAUAAAUAAAUAUGCGCUAAGUGUUUCAAACCAAAUUUGUAUGCGUCGUCGUAAGUGAAGUCAUAAAACGGAAUCAAAGUUUCAGCAUGUAAAAAUAAGUGAAACAAAGUAAGGGAAGAAACGAAACGAGUUGAAUUAGUAAGAAACUUUAUUGUGAUUUCAUAAAUAAUAACUUAGCGCCCGCGAAGAACAAAAAUAAAUAAAAGCCAAAAAGGGGGAGGAAAUCGUAAAAAAAACGAAGAAGAAGAAGAAGAAACGAAAAGUAAACAAAUUGUUAUAUAAGAAACGAAAAAUAAAACAACAACUACAACUAAUAAAUAAAAUGUUACACGAACCACAAGUCAAACGAAAAAUGUCGAAAGGGAGCUGCCACAAUGCCAACAGCGGCUUCACAGCCGUCGCAGCGACGCAAGUCUUCCUCGUACUGACGCUGUUCGUGAUUGGGAAUCUAAGUGCCUGGCAGGAGAAUGUGCGGCCGAAACUUUAUGUGGAAUUAGGUCCUGAAGAUGUGCUGAAAUUUCUCGGAAACGAAAGUGUCGUGGAUCAUUUUAAGCUUGUCACAAAGGAUGGCAACAGUCUGCUGGUCGGUGCCAGAAAUAUCGUGUUCAAUCUGAGCAUACACGAUCUAACGGAACAGCAGCGCUUGGUGUGGCAAUCUACCGAGGAUGACGUCAAGAUGUGUAUUAUUAAAGGCAAGGCCGAGGAGGCAUGUCAAAAUUACAUUCGCAUCAUGGUGGUGACGUCGCCGGGUCGUUUAUUUAUAUGUGGCACCAAUUCAUUUCGGCCCAUGUGCAAUACAUACAUAAUCAACGACAAUAACUAUACCCAAGAGGCGAGCAAAAGCGGCCAAGCGGUAUGUCCCUACGAUCCGCAUCACAAUUCAACGUCAGUAUUUGCUGAUAACGAGCUAUACUCUGGCACUGUGGCCGAUUUCAGCGGCAGUGAUCCGAUUAUCUAUCGUGAGCCUCUACAGACGGAGCAAUACGACAGCCUAAGCCUCAAUGCGCCAAAUUUUGUUAGCUCUUUUACACAAGGCGACUUCGUGUAUUUUUUCUUUAGAGAAACGGCUGUGGAGUAUAUAAAUUGCGGAAAAGCAAUUUACUCACGCGUGGCGCGUGUCUGCAAAUGGGACAAGGGUGGGCCGCAUCGUUUUCGCAAUCGCUGGACAUCAUUCCUGAAAUCGCGCCUCAACUGCUCAAUACCAGGCGAAUAUCCAUUCUAUUUCAAUGAGAUACAAUCGGCCAGCAAUCUCGUCGAAGGACACUAUGGCCACACAAGCGCCAAAUUGAUUUAUGGCGUUUUUAAUACGCCAACAAAUUCAAUUCCCGGCUCAGCAGUUUGUGCAUUUUCAUUGCAGAAAAUUGCCGACACAUUCGAGGGCAACUUUAAGGAGCAGAGCAGCAUUAACUCAAAUUGGUUGCCUGUCAAUAAUGCCAAGGUACCCGAACCGCGUCCUGGUUCCUGCCACAAUGAUUCACGUACACUGCCGGAACCAACGCUGAAUUUCAUCAAAACACAUUCGCUAAUGGAUGAGAACGUGCCGGCGUUUUUCGGUCAGCCAAUUUUGGUCAGAACGAGCACAAUUUAUCGUUUCACACAAAUCGCUGUGGAUGCACAGAUAAAGACGCCUGGCGGGAAGACCUAUGAUGUGAUAUUCAUUGGCACAGAUCAUGGCAAAAUUAUAAAAUCCGUCAAUGCCGAGUCUGCUGACUCCGAUGCGAAGGUAUCUUCGGUGGUGAUUGAGGAAAUCGAUGUGCUGCCAAAGAGUGAACCCAUCAGAAAUCUGGAAAUUGUGCGCACAAUGCAAUAUGAUCAACCAAAGGAUGGCAGUUACGACGACGGAAAAUUAAUCAUUGUCACCGAUAGCCAAGUGAUUGCAAUACAAUUGCAUCGCUGUCAUGAUGACAAAAUCACCAGCUGUAGUGAAUGUGUGGCGCUGCAGGAUCCAUACUGUGCUUGGGAUAAAAUUGCUGGCAAAUGUCGUUCGCAUGGUGCGCCACGUUGGCUGGAAGAGAAUUAUUUCUAUCAGAAUGUUGCAACUGGGCAACAUGCGGCAUGCCCAUCAGGUAAAAUCAAUUCCAAAGAUGCGAAUGUGGGCGAACAAAAAGGCUAUCGUGACGAUAUGGACUUAUUGGAUUCGCGACGCCAAGGCAAGGAUCAAGAAAUCAUCAAUAUUAUGGGUGAUAAGAAUUUCGAAGGUCCACAAAUUUCAGCAGAUAUUAUCAAUGCGCAGUAUACCGUCGAAACGCUGGUUAUGGCCGUCUUAGCUGGCUCAAUUUUCUCCCUUCUAGUGGGCUUCUUUACAGGCUACUUCUGUGGCCGUCGCUGUCAUAAAGAUGAGGAUGACAAUCUGCCAUAUCCCGAUACGGAGUAUGAGUACUUUGAACAGCGUCAAAAUAUAAAUCGCAUUCAAGCCGAGCCCAAGCUGCUACCUCAAGUGGAGGAGGUGACGUACGCCGAACCGGUGCUGUUGCCACAGCCGCCACCACAAAAUAAAAUCCAACACUCGCCGAAAAGUACGCUACGUAAGCCCAUGCAUCAUCAUGGACCCAACUCAGAAACGCUCUUCCAGUUCCAGCCUGAUGGCUAUAAUACUCAACAGACAUAUCGCGGUCGCGACAAUUUUGGCACGCUGCGAUCGCAUCAGGUGAUGGGUGAUAAUUAUCGUCGGGGCGAUGGCUUUUCGACAACUCGCAGCGUCAAGAAGGCUGUAAACACAAAUACACGUAACAGAAGUCUUGGUCGUUUAAGAAGGCAGCCGCCCCGUCAUGGUAUUGUAACUCAGCACCGUUCGAAUAGUCCAGCACAACACUCCAGUUCCGGCUCAUCGCCGGUGAUGUCAAAUAGUAGUUCUAGUCCAGCGCCACCUUCCAGCAGUCCUAGUCCGCAGGAGAGCCCCAAGAAUUGUAGUUACAUUUACCGUGAUUGAUUGAUAUGUAAUACCAAAUCGAUGCCACUAAUCAAAUCAGCAGCAGCAGCUGCAGGAGCAGCAGUAGUGACCACAAUAGCCGUAACACAGCAAGCAAAAACUACAACAACCGCCACAAUAGCAGCAAGUGUCAAGGGAGCAAUAAGAGCAACCACAACAACAGCAGCAGCAACAGCAACAGCAACGGCCACAGCCACGCGCACCACGUCCGGCAAAGUGCGCACAACACUCGCCAAAUCCGUACCAGUUACACCAGUACAACCAAAAUCACCAGCUACACACUUCAUAUCAUCAUCGCCCGAAUGGGAUGGCGUUGAUGAUGGCGCAACAACGCAGGAGGACCACUAUAACAACUGCAGCGAUUAUCUGCCACAUUCGUAUCCCAAUUAUACCUUCGAUCUCUCCGAGGACGACUCAAAUGAGAUUGACGAUGAAUUGGAGUUAGACGACUCAUCGCUAGCGAUGAUAACACCGCCACCACCCUACGUCGACACGCCACUACAAUAUGCACGCGCGCCACCACCGCCGCCGCACGCACAGCGUACAAGACGCGCUGCCACAGCGCCACCGCCGCCGACACGUAAGAAGCUCUUUCAAAAUCGCGAAAUAUUCAAUAUAAAUACGCCGACGAUUACGCCAAGCAGCAGCAGCUUUGCCAGCGCAAUAACGCCGACAAAAUUGAGCGCAGCAGCGGCGGCUAUGUUUGCGGCCCCACAAAUGGCACAGCUAAAUAAGAAAUGGACGCAGUUGCAUCGCAAGCGGCGACGACGGAAUAGCAGUUCGGGUGAUUCAAAAGAGUUGGAUAAAUUGGUGUUACAAUCGGUCGAUUGGGAUGAAAAUGAUAUAUAUUGAGGGAUGUGGAGAGGAGUUACGGCGCCGGUAAAUGGCUGAGCGGCAACGGCAAUGGCAAUGGCGUUGGCGAUGUUGACGGCGUGGCUGCUGCUUAAGCGCUUUGCUUGCAUGGCUAAGCGUGGCGAAACUCUUUCAUAUACAUACAUACACUUUGCGUUUCUUGGCUUAAUCGUAGAUUUACUUUUUCCAUUCGAAAUACAUAUACAUAUAUAACUACAAGUACAUGCAUAUACAUAAUAGUAAUACAUACUUAUAUACUCGUAAUUUAAAUGCAUACAGCAGAAAGAAAGAAAGCAGCAAGUAUGUACGUAGUUACAUAAAAUAUAGUAUAAGAACGCGCGAUUAGGUAACAAUAAUAGUACAGCAGAAAGCAACAACAAUACUGAAACAUUUAAUCACUUAUGUAGAAAGCGUACAUAUGGAGCUGCGUUAAAAGCAAUGUGGAACAAAUUUGAGACUUGCGAAAAGUAAGCAUUAAAUAAAAAGACAAAAGUAUAACUUUUUUUCAAUAUGAGUAUACAUGCAUACAUACAUACAUACUAAACUUCAUACACAAUAGAUACUAUCGACUGACAGCAUUCGAGUAUAACUAUCAACACAAAUGCAAACCCGACUGUGCGGUAUUCCAUGUCCUAAAUAGACUGCAUGUAAAUGAUUUUUAAUUUUUUUAUUUUUUUAUAUAUGUAAUAUGCAUAGAAGAAUUAUGUAAAUACGAAUGUAUACAAAAUGUUCAUACCUUUAGUAUAACGCAAUUAAGCAAUUGUACGAGUAAGUGAAUUUAGCCGGUUCGAAAAUUUCGAAUUUUAUUAAUUAUUUUGCAAUUUUUUUAGUUAAGAGUCGUAGCUAAUAAACAGUCGUUUAAAUAUUUUUCAUAAGUUUGCAAAUUAUGUUCAUAAUUCAUCAAAAGUUGCGCUCAUUAAAAGAUAUACAUAUGUAUUCUUUUUGCAAUAAAUCCGCAAUUUUAUACAUACACGCAUGCAUGUACACGUACAGGGACUCCAACAACAAAGUUUCUAAAUUUAUAAAAAAUUUGAAAUUUUUUUAUAUGUAUUUACAAUGUUUUUCAUGUAAAUUUUUUUGUUAAUCUUUAUAAAAAUAUUGUUCACACCUUCGCCAAAAUCAUACCAACCAAUAAUACAAACUAUAUACAAAAUUUAGAAAAAUUCAUUAUUUUCUUUAAUUUUUACAAAGUGUUUCAAGUAAAUUUUUUUUU